CCAGCCCUGACCGCCUCUCAGAGACAACCCCAGCCUGGCUGAGUUCAUCCCCAUGCUCACUCAGGGCUGGGCAGAGAUCUUCAUUCGGAGGCCGUCAGGCAACACGAGCUGGCUGAUGUGUCUGGAGAACCCUCCCAGUCCCUUCUCCUCGGAGCUGGGCAACAUGCCUCUGCAGGAGCUCUCCACCGUCCUCAUGGGGAUGGAGGGGGUGAAGGAGCCCCCGGCCCAGACCGCCAGCGCCCCCGCCAGCACCGCGCCCCCCGCCCCCGAGCUGCCGACACACAGCAGCGUCGGAGGGAAGCCCAACCUGAUCCAGCGCUCCAACACCGUGGGAGGGUCUCUCUGGUCUCUGGGUUCGGGCUCCGGCCCCCCAGGCCCCCCGGCCCCCGGCAGGUUGCACAGGAGCAUUUCCUGGGCAGAUUCUGUAGUGGUGCUGGAGGAGGGGUCAGGGGUCACCGCAGCACAAACUCCUGAUUGGCUCGAGAGUGAAGGGUUUGAGCCAAUGCCGUCUGAUCCCAUCUUCAUGUCUGCAGACAAGUUCACCAAGACCCCCCCCCCUGGAACGCUCAGCCGGUCCUCCUCAACCUCCAGUCAAGAUGAUGAGAAGUCCACACUGGAGGAAGUAAGUGAGGGAGCGAUUCCAAUCGAUCAGCCCACUAUGGGACCCUCCACCCCGGGCAGCCAGGGGCCUGAACUCCCCUUCCAGAGCCACUCUCCGUCCCAGGGCCACGGCCUCAACAAGUCCAGCUCCUCCCCGGAGCUCCAGACCCUACCGGAGGCCUUCUCCAAGGCAGCUCUGGAGUCUGAGGCUGCGCUAGUAGAACCAUCUGCCCCCAAAGCCCCCGCAGACAGCAAGCCCCAGCAGCUGCAGUCUGAGAAGGAGAAGUUGGAGGGGGGCACAGGAGGGGACACUAAUGGACUCGGAAGUCAGAGUCAAGGCAGUGACAGCCCUGUAGUGUCUUCUCUAGGCGGGGGAGCGAGGAUGAGGUUGGAGUUUCCGGCCCCAGCGGCACCAUCCGGACCCAUCUCCCCCGGCGGAGGCCACCGGCCCCGGGGCCACACUAUCUCAGUGUCAGCCCCCUCCUCCAGGAGGGAGAGGAGGACGGAGAGAGACUCAUACACCAGCCGGCCCGGACCCAGCACCACAGAGAAGAUCUCUGGACUCAGCCCGAGCUUCGUCUUCCUCCAGCUCUACCACUCUCCUUUCUUCGGGAACGAAGCCAACAAGCCUCUGCUGCUGCCCAAAACGCAGGUGAUCGACCGGGCCGUGAAGGUCCUGGACCAGAUGCCUCCUUACGACACCCACAAGAUCGGGGUGGUGUUCGUCGGGGCCGGUCAGGUCAACAACGAGGUCGCCAUCCUGUCCAACGAGUACGGGUCCAACCGCUAUGCUGCCUUCCUCACAGGCCUGGGCAAACUAAUCCACCUGAAGGACUGCGACCCCGACCAGAUCUUCCUCGGAGGGCUGGACCAGUACGGAGACGACGGAGAGUUCACCUACUGUUGGCAUGACGACAUCAUGCAGGCCAUCUUCCACAUUGCCACUCUGAUGCCCAACAAGGAGAGCGACAAGGGCUGCUGCAACAAAAAGAGACACAUUGGCAACGACUUUGUCAUGGUGGUGUACAACGACUCUGGAGAGGAGUACACGCUGGGCACCAUUAAGGGUCAGUUUAAUUUUGUAGAAGUCAUCAUUAAACCGCUGGAUUAUGACUGUAACCUGGUGACCCUCCAGUGCCGCAAGGACCUGGAGGGACUAGUUGACACAACGGUGGCAAAAAUCGUUUCAGACCCCAACCUCCCUCUCUUAGUCCGACAGAUGGCUCUGCAUGCAAAUAUGGCCUCUCUGGUGCAUCAGUUCAGAGCCAACCCAUCUGAUGCCUACGCUUCCAAGUGGCUGGCGAGGUUGCGGCACAUUAAAAGGAUCCGGACCAGGGCCCAGGAGGACAUCCAGUCUCGUGCAACUCCCGGCAUCUCACUGACCCAGGGUCAUAUGCAACAAAACAAGUCCUUUCAGCAGAGCAGUCAGAACACGGAAGUUUCGGGCCAGAGGAAAAGACUUGUCUCGACUGUGGACGAUUUUACGGACUUUGUUUGAAUGGGUUUCUUGGCCUGGUAGAAACACACACACCUGCCUUAGAGCUGAGGUCGGUUUACUUUCAGUUCUGAGUGGAAGAAUUCAAGAUGACACGCUGAUUUCAACUUUCCCAGUUUGUAUCGGCAAGAGCUUCAUGGUACCAUAAAAGCUUAUUUUGUGAUGAAGUAUUGAUAUGUGAAGACAUUUCUGCAUAUUUUUCGAAAAAUGCUAACGCUUUGCACUUUUAAAGUCUAAUCCUAAUGUUUCCGAUGUGCAACAUUAGAUGAGUAAAAGCUGUACAGAACACUACGUUCGAGAGCAGGAUGUGUUUGUUUGUGAGUAAAAAUAUGUGGAAUAAAAAAGUGGAGAUAAUUUA
Messenger RNA from Notothenia coriiceps (black rockcod), 2453 nucleotides. RefSeq names its product tuberin-like. The coding region runs from base 53 to 2098 and encodes 681 amino acids. Gene Ontology annotation, biological process: negative regulation of TOR signaling; negative regulation of phosphatidylinositol 3-kinase/protein kinase B signal transduction; regulation of cell cycle. Gene Ontology annotation, molecular function: GTPase activator activity. The transcript is spliced from 12 exons. Gene Ontology annotation, cellular component: TSC1-TSC2 complex; nucleus; cytoplasm. The record is from RefSeq and is a predicted model, not a curated record. Lineage: Eukaryota; Metazoa; Chordata; Actinopteri; Perciformes; Nototheniidae.